Molecule: messenger RNA, 3981 nt
Organism: Oikopleura dioica
Lineage: Eukaryota; Metazoa; Chordata; Appendicularia; Copelata; Oikopleuridae
Source: the annotation of a GenBank genome assembly
AUGAUCGUAUUCAAAAGGGACCAAAUCUCACUGAUCUUCUUCGUCGAUAGCGGCGGGGAUAUUGACGUUGCCAAUUGCAAGCCAGAUGUGCCAGAUCAGUCAGAGGAGAAGAAAAAGAGAAAAUUCGCCGUGAUGGAGAUUGAGGAUGAGCCAAGACCGAGUCCCAAUAUUAACGAAAAAAGAGUAGAAAAACUGGAGAUUGAAAGAAAAUUCCCUUACUUUGGCAGACUCUCGAUCGACUAUGAAUCCGCCAGAGAACGAUUUUCUAUGCCGACGAAGGAAGAGAUCCGGGCUGCAAGAGGAAAAGAUGGUGAGAGCAAUGUCGCUCUUUAUAAAUACUGGCUGGACGACGAUACGAUGAACGCGAUCGUCCAAAAAGAGGUCGAAGAGAUGGACGAGAAAGACAAGGAUCGAUUCUAUGUCUUUCCGAUUUCUGUGUGGGUUUCUAUCAAGUCGACUUCGGAAGCAGAGCAUCCUAAGCACCCGGCGGACAGAUAUCAGCUCACCAAAUCGGCGAUUUGGCCGAAUAGCAAUUUUAAAAAGCUUUUGGAGGGCCAGCGAAAAUUCAAUCCCUUCGAGCGAAAAUACCUCCUCCUUCCUAUAAUCCACGAUGCGCAUUGGAACUUGGCAGUGAUUGUGAAUCCAAUGGCAGCUAUUCUCCGGCUGGCGCAGAAAGAUCCACCCACAGAGAAGUUUAUACGGGGAAAAGAAGACCCAUUUUUUGUUGAGAAAAUAUACGCUAAAAUGUUCAAUCUAUCGGAAAAUGAACGAAUGGACGCGUCAAAGGUCACUCAAGAAGCUCCUUCGCUUGAUGAGCCGGUGAUCUACAUUUUUUGUUCAAACAAGAAAAAUACUUGGAUUCGAAAUUGUGAGCUCGCCUGUGAGUUUCUUACUGGAAUGUUUCUCGAUGAAUCAAAUCCGGCGUUGAAGAAUCUUCAACAAGAUUUUCUGAAAAAGCACCUUCUCGUGCGAAAAACUGUGAAGAUGAAAGACACUGAAGGAAAAAUUCUUGCUGUGAAGAAAAUGCUCUCAAUCGUGAAUGGAAGAAAACCUAGAACACUCGUCUGUCCGCCUACAGAAUCAGGAAAGCCGUGUCCAUUGUGCUUCAAUAACGGGAAAAACCAUCACGAGAAAUUCCUUCCCUUCCGUUAUUACAAGCCUUCUACUCCGACUCAGUCCAACGACUUCGAUUGCGGCACUUACACUCUUUACGCUAUUCGGAUGUGGAUGCAGCAAGAAUCAUUAGUGACAUCUUCCUUGCAUCAGGACUCGACUAGAUUGUGGACUCCUGUAGAUAUCUACAAGUAUCGCUACGAAUGCAGACGGUACUUGGAUAGAAUCGCUGGCCGACCCGAUCGAGAGCCUGUAAAUGAAUUCGGUACAGCGGAGGAGAAUUGCUAUCUGCCCUGUCAGAAGAAGUCGUAUGAUCUGUUCAGGAUGGUUGGCGAUAAUGUUGAUCUGCUCAAGGCCCUUGAGAAGAUUGGCAACAGUACAAUUGAUGAUGGAAGCGAAGAAAAGGAAAGCAAGGAUGAGAACGGAUUGGAAAAGAAAGAGUCGAACGCGGAAGAUACUGCUGUCGACGAAAUUAAAGCGCUAUCAGUGGGAGAAGUUGGUGAGAGCCUCGCAAACGAGGAAACAGAGAAAGUCAAGGAAAGAAAAGCUGAAAGUUUGGAGACUUGUUCAAUUCAAGAAGCAUCGGAGAAAGAGGACCUUCCUGCAGAGAAUACUGUGGAAGAAAAUAACAAUCAAGAUCGACAUGCAGCGGAAGCUGAAGACUCCACGAAUGAUGCUGCCAAAUUUAAAACCAUCAAUUGUAUUGACAGGGAAAAGGAACAGAAUGAAAUCAUCAGUGGAUACAGAAACGUCCAGGAAGAUAAAUCUACCGACAGCAUCUCGACAGAAGCUGAUAAUAGCGAAGAGAUCGAAUUUCACAAUAAAAUAUCGGAUAACGAGGAUGCCGACGAUUCAUUUCCUAUUUACUCGCCUGAAGAUAUCUCCUCACGAUUUGUUCAACUGAUGAUUGACGACGAGCCAGAAGACAUUGAAUCGGACUCCUCCAUGAUCGCAGAAGUCAAAGGCGUGUUCAAUGAAGCUCUCAUGGAAGAAAAGCAGUUAGCAAAAAGAGUUGAUCCUGAACAAAAAAAUUCUCCUGAAGGAAAACUUGUCAGGAUCGAAGAAUUUCUUAGUGAGCUGAAUGAAGAGGCAGUAGUUGAGAAUUCCGAGGUAGAACCAGUCAACUACAACGAAAUGCCCAAUUUGGAAGCGCUUCAGAAUUGUAAUCAAGCUGUAAUCGAUGAGAAAAUUGGCAGCCUUGACGAAAGUUGUGUGCAGGAAGAAGGGAUAAGCAUUGAUGCCAGUGACUUCAGCGAUAACAGUGCAUCAGUUGACAGUAGAACUGUAUUCAAUCCUGCUACUAUCGUUCGAAAAACAUGGGCGUUUGAUGUGGAAAUCGACAGUAGCAUUGAUAGUAGCAAAGACAGUAGCAUGGAAGAAAGUAACGCCAGUAGAGAGGAUUCCAAAACUGAAGAUAUCUCCAAGGAAGACGCCAAAAAGUCGCCAGAAGAAGAAGUCGAGAGUGAGAAUGAGGUUAAAGAGGAGGAAAAAGAGAACGCUGAAAACAUGGAGGAGUGCACUAAUCAAGAGCCAUCGACAACAAAUGAUUCUCCAGAGGACAAUGUGAAAGAAAAGAAACCGCCGGCUAAUGAAGACACUGACGAUGCUAUUUCCGCCAGCGAGCUCCAGAGCAGCGCGAAAAAUACCUUGAAUGAGACUAUACAAGUCGUAGAAGUCAUAAUUCAAGAUGCUACUGCGGCUUGCAAGAAAGACGAGCAAGUUAUCAUCAUUGACGACAGUCUUGAAGAGGAGAGCACAGACAAACAAGAGCGAACAGAACUUGUUGAGAGCGUUCUAUCGAGAGAUUGUCCAAAAGACUUUACCGAAACGAAACGCGUCUGUGGAACGGAUGCGGAAAGUGACAACGAGGUUAUCGACUUGACUACAGAAGAAAUGCCGGUUCUAGUGCCCAGUUUGAAAAGACAAGCCAAAUUGAAGGAAAUCAAAGAAGAACGAAUGAGAUGUGAGCGGGACUAUUCACUUCAUCUGGACAAUCUUUACGAAAAAGAGCGAAAAGAAUUCCAAGAACGGGAAUUGAAACUGCAUGCACCUCAUCCCAACAAUGUCCGUCGAUGGCUUCCUCGAAGAACGAGGAUGAACGAAGUUCGCUACAGUGAUAAACAAACUCGCAAAGCACCGAAAAGGCCGCGACCGAAGGCUCCUGUAAAGAAAGUUGUAGCAGCGAAAGAACCUGAAAACGAAGUAGUUGUACCUCUGAUGCUUCCUCCAUCGAAUAUACUGAAAAAGGAUCCACGUGCGAAUGAACCACCUAAGAAGAAAAAGAAGAAGUCAUUGGAGAAAAAGACAACUGGGAUAAAACCUCUGCCAAAAAUAUUCGAGGGCAAAGAGCUCUCGAUGUUUGACUGCGAGAUCCAAACUGGUGGGAUGAGAUUUCAAUGCAAGGCAAGUGAAGGACUGCCACCAACAACAACGAAGGAAAAAUCGAAUGAUGAAGAUCAAAUCCCACGUCGGUGUCAACGAAGAGUGCCUCAAGUAGAAGCAACUCCGGCGACUUCAAGUCUUCCAUCUUCAGCGGACUCACCAGGGAGAAGAAAGAAGAAGCAGAUGCUCGCCGAGGCAGUUAAAAAGAAAAAGGUAUGUGGUGAAUGCGACCGUUGCCAGCGCUUGGACGAUUGUGGUCAGUGCGAUUUUUGCCUGGACAAGCCCAAGUUUGGCGGACCGAAUAAACGCAAGCGUAAAUGUCGGCUCCGAACAUGCAUCUCUGUGGGACGCGGAAAGAACUCGAGAACCAAAUCACCUAGGAGCCAGGGAUGUUUUGAUGAAUAUCAGAAUUUCAAGAGCUGCUUCACAGAAGAAGGAUUGGUCUUGCAGCACUUUGCAUGCGAAAAUAGACAAGCCUGCAAUUAG